This is a messenger RNA of Terrapene triunguis (Three-toed box turtle), 1698 nucleotides long. Its product is annotated as suppressor of cytokine signaling 3-like. The coding region runs from base 743 to 1369 and encodes 208 amino acids. Gene Ontology annotation, molecular function: 1-phosphatidylinositol-3-kinase regulator activity. Gene Ontology annotation, biological process: intracellular signal transduction; phosphatidylinositol phosphate biosynthetic process. The record is from RefSeq and is a predicted model, not a curated record. Gene Ontology annotation, cellular component: phosphatidylinositol 3-kinase complex. NCBI's taxonomy places the organism in Eukaryota, Metazoa, Chordata, Testudines, Emydidae. The transcript has 2 exons.
UUGGUUUUAGGUUAGUUAUUUGGGGUCAGUUUCCAGGUUGGUUUGGAGUUUUUUUAACAUUGGUUUUAGGUUAGUUAUCUGGGGCUAUGGGGGACCAGAUGUCUCGAUUUUAUAAGGACCGUGCUGAUAUUCAGGGCUUUGUCUAAUAUCCCCACCUAUUACUUUCCACCCCUGUCCCGGUUUGUCACACUUGCUAGUUGGGGUUGGUUGACGGCUUGGGUUUUUGGACAUUUAGUGCAAUUACUUGGGCUGAAACUGGGAUGCCCGGGCCGCGGGCAGGUCACACUGGCUCUGGGCCCUGGUACUUUCAAAGAAGUGACGCGCGCGAGUGCGUUUCGCUGCAACCAAUGGGACAAAUCCAAGCGGGUGCAGAAAUCCGUGCCAGGCUCGGGGCCUUGAGGGUUUGCGUGAGCCUUAGCAUAAGGGUUCCCAGAACUGGGCUCAGAUUUCAUGUAGCACGAUGCAGACCAGGCCCCUCGUUACUUUAAUAGGUUCAGAUUUUUUAUAAGAGCUUGGUUUAAAAAAAAAUCUCGGCUGGAUUUCUUGUUUUUUAGGCCCAACAAGAAGAGUUCCUGUUUCCCCGGGAGCUGGAGGUUUGUUCCAGCCUCGGGGUUUCCUGGAGGAAGUUGGAGCAGGGAGUGAAUUUGGCGCAGCCUUAAAAUAUGAUCCCGCGGGAGGGACCCCGGUGACCAGGACGACUCAGCAGGGAGUGGGGGGAGGAGAAUCCGGCCUGGGCAGCGCGAUGGUCCCGCUGUGCUGGCCCUGCCUGCACUGCUGCCCGUACCCCCCGGCAGCCAUGAGCGGGCCCCCCGCCCCGCAGCCCCCCGCCCUCUCCUACCACUACCGCAGCUUCUGCGGGGACUUCGAGCGGGUGGAGACGGCGCUGGAGCGGCUGGAGGCCAGCGGCUUCUACUGGGGCAGCCUGUCGGGGGCGGAGGCCAAGCGGCUGCUGAGCCCCCACCCGCCGGGGGCUUUCCUCGUCCGCGACUCCUCCGACCACCGGCACCUCUUCACCCUCAGCCUCCGCACCGGGGCCGGCAUCACCAACUUGCGCAUCCAGCAGCAGGGAGCCGCCUUCCACCUGGAGACCCAGCCGGGGGCCCCCUGCCCGCCCGCCUUCGCCUGCGUGGUGCAGCUGGUGGAGCACUACCUGGGGCGGGCCGGGCACCCGGGGGCCCCCUGCUACGUGGAGGCCCAGGGCAGCCGCCCCGAGCCCCUGGCGCUCGCCCGCCCGCUGCGCUGCAAGGUGGCCUCGCUGCAGGAGCUGUGCCGGCGGGCCGUGCGGGCCAGCGUCCGGGCAGGGACCGGGGGGCCCGAUCUGGAGGGGCUGCCCGUGCCCCGGGCCCUACGCAACUCCCUGCGCUGCUAAGGGGGCCUUGCCCAGGCCCUACAGAACUGUCUGCACAGAUGGAGGGGAGAGGAGUGAGGGGGGACCCCUGGCCUGCGCUCAGUAUCCCCCCAAUGCUCAUGCGAGGCAGUUGGGGUACAGGGAGCCCCCCCCCGUAACUCAGGCCUUCUCAGUACAGCUGGGGGAGGGGAGGAAACCGGAGAGUGGGACCCCCUCUAGGACACCCCAGGGUUUUCCAGCACAGUGGGAGGAAGACCGGGGAAGGGGUCUGUACCCCACAACCUAUGGAAAACCCAGCACCGCAGGGCGGGGAGAGAUGGGGGGGAGCAGAUUGGCACCAACCCCAUGGC